Paramormyrops kingsleyae is the source of this 1446-nucleotide messenger RNA. Lineage: Eukaryota; Metazoa; Chordata; Actinopteri; Osteoglossiformes; Mormyridae. The record is from RefSeq and is a predicted model, not a curated record.
GCCAACUGCUGGUUAAGAUGGCUCCCCGGGGACAUGGUGCCCCCCCCCCAGGCUGAAGGGGGACUCCCUCUCAGGUGCACAGGGGCUGCCUGGGAGGUAAAGUCACAUCGAGCGAUGGAGAAGAAGGACGUGGGACGUUUAUGCUGGAGAAGCAUGCUCAGAAAGAGCCCAUGUCUUAUUGCUACAGUCGUAGCUGUGAUUUUAGGGGCCGGACUGGGAGUUCUGGUUCGGGAGUUUGGCUCCCUGUCCCGACUCCAGAAGCAGUAUCUGGGCUUCCCAGGAGAGGUCCUGAUGAGGAUGCUGAAGCUGGUCAUCCUGCCGCUCAUCGUCUCCAGCAUCAUAACAGGCGUGGCUGCUCUGAAUUCAGAAGUGUCAUUCCGCAUCGGGUUCUGUGUGAUAACUUACUAUCUAUCAACCACUGCUUUGGCUGUUUGCCUGGGGAUGGUGUUAGUUGCAACAAUCAAUCCUGGACUUUCACACGGACCCCACAGUGUGGUCUGGAAUGGAUCUGCAGAACAUGUCUCCACUCUGGAUGCCAUGUUGGACCUUAUCAGGAAUAUGUUUCCUGAGAAUCUCGUCCAAGCUUGCUUUGAGCAGUAUAAGACGCAACGGAAAGAAGCUAAACAUCAGAGCAUGCUCUAUGGGAACCGUGAACACACGCCUGGGCCUGUCACCAUGACAAUGCUGUCCCCACAGAACCUGACUAAGGAGUACACCAUAGUUGGAGUCUACACCGAUGGGAUCAAUGUUCUGGGCCUCAUCGUCUUCUGCGUGGUGUUUGGGCUGGUCAUCCGGCAGAUGGGAGACAAAGGCCGUAUUCUAGUGGAGUUCUUUGAUGCCAUGAAUGAAGCCACCAUGAAGUUGGUCCAGAUCAUCAUGUGGUACAUGCCUGUCGGGAUCCUGUUUCUUAUAGCAGCCAAAGUGCUGGAGGUGGAGGAUUGGGGCAUUUUCCGGAAGCUGGGGCUUUUCAUGGUGACCGUGCUGUGUGGACUCUCGAUCCAUUCCUUAAUUUCCCUCCCAUUUCUGUAUGUGGUUAUCGUAAGAAAAAACCCCUUCAGAUUCAUCUGGGGCUUGGCUGAGGCCUUGACGACUGCCUUUGUGCUCUCCUCCAGCUCAGCCACAUUGCCAAUCACCUUCCGCUGUGCAGAAGAGCACAACAGGAUCGACAGGAGGGUCACUCGCUUCAUGCUGCCAGUGGGCGCCACCAUCAACAUGGACGGCACCGCGCUCUACGAGGCCGUGGCCGCCAUAUUUGUGGCUCAGCUGCACGACUAUGAGCUGGAUGUGGGGAGGAUCGUCACCAUCAGUAUAACGGCGACGGUCGCCAGCAUCGGAGCGGCGGGAAUCCCUUCCGCUGGUGCUGUCACUACGCUAAUGGUCCUGACCUCCGUGGGGCUGCCCGUGCAUGACGUGUCGCUGCUCAUUGCUGUGGACUGGCUGCUGUGA